Messenger RNA from Anopheles gambiae (African malaria mosquito), 8897 nucleotides. RefSeq names its product pituitary homeobox homolog Ptx1 (gene Ptx1). The coding region runs from base 1097 to 2578 and encodes 493 amino acids. Gene Ontology annotation, biological process: anatomical structure morphogenesis; regulation of transcription by RNA polymerase II. Gene Ontology annotation, molecular function: RNA polymerase II cis-regulatory region sequence-specific DNA binding; DNA-binding transcription factor activity, RNA polymerase II-specific. The record is from RefSeq and is a predicted model, not a curated record. Lineage: Eukaryota; Metazoa; Arthropoda; Insecta; Diptera; Culicidae. The transcript is spliced from 5 exons. Gene Ontology annotation, cellular component: nucleus.
CAUGCACCGUACAGUUCGUCGCGUUUGGUUAGUGGUCUCAUCGUCGUCUGCUUGAUCUAUCGUUUGCGCUUCAGCCGUGCCGACGUACGUGUUUUCUGUUCAGGGCCGCGCGCUUACGAGCAGCGGGCAGCAAAUCUACUUGAAAAGUCAACCGAAGCGCUCGCACAACGGUACGCACGCAGUUCCCGGUGUUUAGUGUAGCGGUGCGGUAGAGUGUGUUUUUCACGGCGCUAGUGCGUAUGUUGUGCGUUUUCCGCUCCCCGGGGUAGUGUUACAGAACAGCGCCCAACGUCUAGCAAUACUUCGGGAAGGUAAACGAAGAAGGAGCAGCAGAAGAAGAAGCAAAAGAAGAAAAGAAAAAAAAAACCGUAUUAAGCUGGGAUUUAGGUUGCUCGCGAGCCGUUGUGCGCGGUCGAAUAAGAGGUGGCUUAAGCGCUUAAUGAGCUUUGCGAGGGGACUGCACAAACAAACACACAGAGGCGCGCCUCAGCAAAAAAAAAAAGCAUCGUUCACAGCCAGCCGUAAACAAACGGAAGGAAGCUGUGCAGAUCCGUAGGGUUAGUGUAUGUGUUUUUUGCCCCCAGGGUGACGACCUCGCGAUCGUGGGGAACAGGAUGCGUAAUUGAUAGGAAAAGUGGUAGUACAAAUCACAAUCUGGUUAUCGGACGAUUUAGCGCGAGUGCAAAGAAAAAUACAGCCGCUACACAAAACUACAACCAAUUCGGCCUGCUGCAACAGGCGGAGACAACGAUCAAUCAACAAAGCGAACGCCACCUAUGUUGAUUUAUUAUCUCAAGAUACUAGCGGACCUUCAGAAGGUGAUAGGAAGCAACGGCCGCAGAGCGCACUCGCUGCAUUCCACCAUCAACGGUCGAGAAGGGGCGCAGCUGUCCCGCCAGCGCUCGCCAGCCGUACCGCACUCCAGCAGUAGUAGCAGCAGCAGCCCGCCAGCCGGUAGCAGCGGUGGGCCGUACCCCUUUUACUUUGAGACCCCGGUACGCAGCAAACCGUCAAAACGAUUUAUCUUCGGCCGUACAAGGACAUCUUCCCGGGCGGUGGCCAUAACCAGCUAUCCUCGCUAUAUCCGCAACCCGUGAUGGAGCGUAGCGGCGGCGGCGGUAGCGGUGGCGGCGGUUCCGGCGGUCCGACCCCGAGCAGCCUCGGCGACACGAUGAGCGACUCGGCCGGCCUGUGCCUGCAGGACCUGGUCGGCGUCAACGGCACCGGGGGAGGCGGCGGCGGCGGUGGUGGGGCGGGCGGUACGGGCGGUGGGCCCGGGGGCGCGAACAAUACGCUGGCGGACCACCUGCACGGUACCGGGGCGCACCAUGGGCCCCACACGCACCACAGCCUGCACGACGGGCUGGUCAGCGGCGGCGUGAGCGUCUCGUCCGCCAUUACCAGCCUGAUGUCGCCGGGCGGUAUCAACAGUGGCGGGCUGGGACACCUGCACCACGGCGCACCGGACCUGUCUGCCCACCAUCAUCAUCACCAUCACCACCAUCAGCAUCACCAUUCGUCGGCGCUGCACGAGCCGCUGGAGAAGUUGAAGCUUUGGGCAGAAACCGGCGACUUUCGGGAAAACAGCCACACCGGCAUGACGUCCGUCAGCAGUAUUGACCACGCGCAGAUGGGUUUUCCAGCAUCUUCACCCCGCAACAGAAGCUCUCGGGAUCGGAAAAAUGAUGUAUCUCGAUGUAUCAACGAAGCCUCGGUAAAGACCGAAAACCUUAGCAGCGGUAUGUCCCACGAGGACGGCACCGGUUCGGUCGCGCCCGGCACCACGAUCCAGCAGGACGGCACCGACGGCACCAAGAACGAUAAGAAAAACAAACGCCAGCGACGCCAGCGGACACACUUCACCUCACAGCAGCUGCACGAGCUCGAGCAGACGUUCAGCCGCAACCGCUACCCGGACAUGUCCACCCGGGAAGAGAUCGCCAUGUGGACCAACCUGACCGAGGCACGCGUGCGGGUAUGGUUCAAAAACCGGCGGGCCAAGUGGCGCAAGCGGGAGCGGAACCAGAUGAACGCGAUCGCGGCGGCCGACUUCAAGAACGGGUUCGGCCCGCAGUUCGUGCAGCCGUUCGCCGACACCGACACGCUGUACUCGUCCUACACGUACAACAACUGGGCGAAGGUGCCGUCCCCGCUCGGUGCCAAGACGUUCCCGUGGACGGUGAACCCGCUCGGCACGUCGAUCGUGUCGACCAACCACCACCAGAACUCGAUCAACUGCUUCAACACGUCGGCAUCGUCGGUGGCGGCCGGGAUGGCCGGCACCGGCACGAUGCUGCCGGCUAGCAUGGGCACCGGCCUGACCGGCACGUCCGGGGCGACCGGCGUGUCGCCGACGCCGUGCCCCUACACCACGCCCACCAAUCCGUACAUGUAUCAUCAUCGCGCCGCGGCCGAACCCUGCACGGCCAUGAGCUCCAGCAUCGCGACGCUCCGGUUGAAGGCGAAGCAGCACACGUCCGGUUUCUCCAGCCCUUACUCCGCGUCGUCGCCCGUCUCCCGCUCCAACUCGGCCGGCCUGUCCGCCUGCCAGUACGCGGGCGUCACGGAUACGGUCUGAAACGCGGCCAGCGCAACCACCAACCCGCCGAACCCGUUCGGCACACUGCUCCUGUUCGUGUCGCAACCGUCGCCGAUGCCACCACCGUCGCCGCCGCUCUCCCUGGCGGCGGUGACACCGCAGACCGCCACCGACACCGGCCCCAGCUCCCCGAUCACCCAGCAGCAGCCAGCGUUGCAGCAGCAGCAGCAGCACCAGCACCCUCAUCAUCAUCAUCAUCUUCAUCAACCACUGGCAGGCGCGCCACUGUUCUCGCUCCCGAGAUCCGCCCGACAGCAGCCACAGUACCCGGUGGAGCAGCUGUACUCACCGGACCACCAUCAGUACAACCAUCGCCAUCAGUACCAGGCGUCGCAUCAGUCGCAGCACCACCAGCACCAACCGCUGCAGCAGCAACAGCAGCAGCAGCAGCAGCAGCAGCAGUAUCAGCAGCAGCUAGCCUUCUCCACUUCCUUUGCCUCGGUCACGCCACCGGACCUGGACCUGGCCGGGGACGACGCACUGCACGGCGGGUCGAACCCUACCUCACCGACGUCCUCCUCCCCGAUGGCGGCCGUGUUCGUCGUCAAAGGACAACUGCCGACGCACGAGUACGGCGGCGCUGCCGUUGGGCGGGGAUGAUGAUAAUGGACGACGUCAAGGAAGUGGGAGCAGCAAAAGCCAACAACAACAACAAGAGCAGCAGCAGUAGCAGCAACAAAAAAGGGCCAGAAACAACAUCCUAGUCGCAUUUCUCCCCUCGGUACAGUGUGUUGAGCGAUAUAAAAAUAGACAGAAAGAUAAGGUGAGAUAUAAGAUACAGUAGCGCUGCUGGAAGGGCAUUGGAACGGGGCAGCAAAUGAGCAACUUACACAAUAGACAUACACACACACACACAUACAAACCAAUCUGCUUUGCCGCGCACCAAUGUCCCCCUAGGCAACGACGGACACCACCAUGAAUUUCCAAAGUAAAACAACGAGCGUUGUACAAAAUGAUAUUUGCAUUAAUCUGAGCGAGGAGGUCGUCCCACCAUCAACCGGCGCACGAAACAAGAUUGUGAUGAGAACGGACGUUUGUGUCAUGAACUACUCCAUGAGCGCUGAUUGGAGCAUCCAAUGUUCUCCCAAUGUUGCUUCCUGUUUUUUUUCUGGAGGAAGUAGAAAAUCUUCAAAUCUUCUUCUAGUUGCAAGCAACGGUGUCGUCUGUAUCUGCAACCCAAACAUGUGCUGGAGGUUCUGGCUCACAGCAGUCUUCUGCUCUGCUGCUAAAAUACUCUGCUCAAUUAGUCCGCACACGCAGUAUACCUUUUAGUAAUUAUGUACAUCUUGGCUUUAUGGUAUGAGUGCGCGAUCAAUUUUGGUUAUCCUGCUAAUGGUCGAUGCUGGCGUCGUUCUGGAUUAGGCAAGAUGGAGAUGCUCCUGUGUCUAUCAUACUGUCAUUUGUUAUCGAAACGAAUUUAACACGCACAAUCAAGCGCUCCUGUGCCGUACUCUGUUCUAGGUGUUACUAUCAAAGUCUAGAUGUUCCAAGAAGUACAGUUCGCAAACAGCACCAUUGGCAGAUUGGGUGCCAUGUUUGUUGACAGCUGUUGAAACACUCAGAACAAGCAUUCAUCAGUUUUGGUUUUUGACUGUGAAGAUGAAACUAAGCAUUUGACUCAUGACUUUUGAGGAUCUUCGCAUCUAUGAUAAGUCUUUUGCAGUGCUCAACUCCUCCUAGAUCACAAAAAAACAUGUUUCUCAAUGUCAUACAAAAAUGUUUGUGUGUGUGUGUUUUUUUUUAAUUUGACAGUUAGUAGAUGUCAUAUUUCUUUUACACUGCCAUUCUCUUACGAGUGACGAAUGGCAAAUUUCAAACCUUUAUUGGCUGUAGUGUGAACCACCUUAUUAUUCUACGAGGACGAAGAGCCCUUCAACUGAUUGUGAGCGGAAUUUUGCGUCAUCAUUUCGCGAUACCAAAGAGCGCUGAGCACGGUAACAUGAUUAACAGUUGAAAGCAGCCCUACCAAACAGUCAAAAAGCGGAGGGAUGCAGAGGCAAGAGCCCACUUUUGACUAGCAAAACCGCGUAAUAACAAUAGUAAUGUAAAAACGGGAUAGAAAACACGGGCAAGGCGGUUUCAAGCGCGAGCGGUUUCCUUCGUAAUGAUCAAAGAGCGCGAGCUGCCGGCUGGCCUGAUGGGUGUUUGUUGAUUUAUUUAUUUUCAUUUUUGCCUCCCCUUUUUUGAUUUCACUGCUCCUACCACUCCCGCCCCUCCCCCUUUUCCUCUACCCCUUCUUUACCCUUGGGUACACUCAAACACUUGCACACACGCACACACGCUUCCGAAAUCGGUAAAAGUGACAUCAAAAGAUUGCAACACCCCGCGGGAGUGCGCGCGCGCACGUGAGUUAGCGCCUCGCCGAAACCAGAAGCCCAAUUUCACCCCACUGUCCCAACCCAUCUGCUUCUCCAUCUCCCCUCCCCCCCCCCCCCCCUCUUCACACCCGUUAUCGGUCUUAUCACACCCCGAAAGAGGGAUUAGUAAAUUUCGGUAUCAAAAGUUAAUAUUCACCGUCCCGGCCGGCCCGACCCCGGCCAAUGGGCCGGGUGAGCGAUGCCGGGGGAAAAGGGAGGGAAAGGUUUGUGUCGGGUGACGGACAGCAGCGCGCCGGCACCAGCCCACAAAGCGCCCCAAAUCCUUCAACCAGAGCCGGCUGUCGGCUGUCGGCUUGUUUCAAGAAAGCCCCCUAUUCGAUCAUUUCCAUCUGCCUGCCACCUGCUUGCCUUCCCUCGUUGAUUGAACUCGCCCUGUCAGCCCCGACGCCCAAUCCGAAGGGCGCGGUACAGAUAAAGCGCGCGGGUUAAUUAAUUAAAACGCUCGCUGUGUGUAAUCGACGCCGCGCCGUUUUCGAGCAGUUGAAGGAUGGGAACAGUUUAACCCGUUCUGUCUGUGUGUGUGUGUGUGUGUGUGUGUGUGCUUGUUUUGCGAAAACCCAAAAUGGCCUCAUCAUCAGUGUCCCUGUGCUCAUACACACACACACAAAGAGAGACAAAGACAGACAUUAUUGAUCUCUAUUUGACAUUCGAAAUUAGGCGCUGGGUAUCCCUGUCGCUGGAAAACCGGGCUGCAGUUUGUGGAAGUGACGUAUGGUUUUUUGCAAAUUUGUUUUUUUUUUCAUUAAAGGCGAACCAUUCUGAGCUAAACAGCAAAGUAAAAUACUCGGAUACAACCGCCAAAAAAAUGGUGGUAAAAAUAAUUAAGAAAAAAAAAACUCAUUGAAUUCCGAGCGGCCCAGCAACAGGACGGAGCUUACUUACAAAAUGAACGCACAGGAAAUGCGCACUCGAAGCUGUGAUACUGCAUCGCGGCAAAGCAAAAAAAAAGGGGGGGGGGGGCGGGGGGGGGGGUAUGCAAAGUUUUCCCCUGCUACCCCAUUUCACUUACUCAAAUCGAACGAUAGUUAUGCUCGGUAGAAGCUACCCCCUGUUCGAAAGGGUGUCGCGGUUCUCUUCGUUUGAUGCACUUUUCCGUAAAUAGUACACGCCGCGUACCGCCGCGUAAAUGCUGGUGGAAGCUCACGCAAGCGGGUACAUUAUGGAAGAAAUGGGCGAAACAAAACAAACACAUUUACCCAAUGAUCUACUCAAACUAGCCGAUGGACAAGCGCAACAGAGAUUCAAUGAGAAGAAGAAAAAGCUUAGCCGACGGUGCAGGUGGUGGUGGUGGUGGCGGCGGCGAAGUUGUGGUACGCAACGGUACAGUUUAAUGCAAAAACAACAAUAAAAUAUAAUAAUGAAGAAGAAGAAGAAGAAGAAGAAGAAGAAGAAGAAGAAGAAGAAGAAGAAGAAGAAGAAGAAGAAGAAGAAGAAGAAACUAGUACGAUCUUUAACAAGAGCGAAACAAGAAGAAGAAAAAAAAACACUACAAUACAAAUUAUUAUAAUUAACUGCAGUACAUUUAAUGGUAAUAAUACUAAUAAUAAUAUAAAAUGCUUUUAAUCAUAUCCUGAAACUGUAAAGGUAGGUGCGGGCGGGGAUCGAUCCCCCGAUUGCUCUGCUCGAUCACUCAAACUAAACUAGUGGCCGAGGGUGGGACGAGGCAAGAGAAGCAAAGCAAACAACAACAACAAAAAAACAAAGGAAAACAAAGCAAGAAAAAAGAUAGUAGUCAAAUGCGUUUGGAAAAGGGCGCAUCUUCGUUUUCUUUUUUUUUUCUUUUUUCUUCACCCUGUUCCAAGGCGGCAGGGGUUGUAGCUACACCAAACUUAGUCGAGACUUAGUAUAUACAUAAAAAAAAAUUAUAAAUAUAUAUAUAUAUAUGGGCGUAUGUAAGAUGUUGCGGCUAGCAGUGAUUUGUCAAAAUUUGACGUUUUAUUCACACCUAAGUACACUCACGUUUGCUGACUGUUUCCGCCAACCGUUUGCAUAGUCCCACUGCCGCUGCGGGAGUGGCAGCCAUGUACAUAAUGCUACACGCAGAAAAGAACAGAAAAAAAAACAGGAAUGGAUUAUGUGCCGCUAUGUUUCACUUGGUCGAAUACUAUCCGUUUCUAGUAAACCGAAUAGCAAAAAAAGAGAGAGAGAGAGAGAGAGAGAGAAAGCAAAAGUAUGGAAUAAAAAACCGAGAAACAAACAUUUUGUUCGCGCUGAUUAGUGUCUCACUCAGAGGAAACAUUCGUUCCGGAUGCUGUACUUCCGAAACGAAAACCAAAAAACAAGGGAAACCCGGUGUCGUGCAAUGUGCAAUAAGGGACGGAAACGGAAAAUACAAACAAAACAGACGCCGCUAAUCAUUUACUGCAAUUUACUGCUCUUUUUCGUGUCCACAAUUGCACUCGUAGAAGGAAAAGACGUUAAUAGACAGUAAAGCACACUACAGACUACAGGAAAGCGUAAACUACAGACGACACAAAUCGUUGCAGACAGCUUUUUUUUCUCGAUCGGAUGCGUGCGUGUGAAAGGGUGUGUUGAGUUUUUGUGUAUAGAAAUCUAAAUUGGCGCUAAAUGCAUUCAGAACGUUUGCGACAAAGUUGAAUCGCAAAUGUGUGUGGAUUAGAAAGAAGAAAAGUGAAAAAAAACAGCCAUUAAAGCUCGUAACUAGAUUAACGCUUCUUUCGAAGCUUUUACCUACCUACGUACACUCAACCAUGCACACGACACUCGCAUGCACUAUGCGUGUGUCUGUCAUCUUAAUAAUUUCCAGAGUAAACCCUUUUUUAAAACCAAAAUAAAAUAUUUUUCACAACAUAUCCUUGAACGAAUGAGUGUCAUGAGCCCUUCGAGGAAAAACUUCCGAAAAGUCAACAGAAGCGCAUGGUAUAUCUCUUUGCAGUGAAACAGGAAUUUAAAUUUAAUAAACAAAGCAAGAAGAAAAAAAAGCAUACACAGACACACACAUACAAAGCAGUGAAAGACAAAUAAGAUAGCAGAACUAAAAAUUGGAGACGUUUAGUCGAAAGAAAGCGCGGGGUAAAAAAACAAAACCUGACGAAUGAGAAAAACUGACAUGAUCAAUAACAGGGAAAAACAUGAAAAAACGAAGCAAAAAAAAAACAAAAAAAAAUAAGAUAAAAAAAGUUGUCAAGUUUUCUUACGUGCAACAUGCUGCAAAGCGGAAAAGGAAGAUGUAGGAAGCAAACAUGUUGGCUUUCAAUUCCCUUUUUUCUCCCACACGUAUUGCAGGAGGGUAGGUGUAGGAGCGGACGAGACACGUGGGGGGGCAGGUCAGAAAUGGGAAUGGAAGGUAGCUGCUGCAAUAGUGUAAUUAGGAGUGGUACAGCACCGGCAGCGUGGUUUGUCGCUCAGGGUGCGAAAAUGCGGUCGCAUCCAUUCUAAUCUUAGUACUUUGUAUUUUAGUAAUUAAAAACGGCUAUACUGAGUUGAACCGAAUCCUACCGUAGUACUCGUGUCUCCCGUUCCCUUUGCCGAUGCUGCCGAUGCAACCCCACAAACCCCAUCUCAGGCCGGGCAUGGCGACACAAUGAUGGUGAGCGAUCUGUGCCGGUUUUGCCACGGUGCGAACGUUUUGUUUUGCUUUCUCCUUCUUUUUUUUUAAAUUUUACCAGGGAAGAGAACAAACCUUCCAUCCAAUGCUUUUGGUAGGCGAACACUGGUUCUUUACGCUUUGAUAGCGUAUUUGUGUUGCUAUAGUUUCUUUUCUUCGUUUAUUUAUUUUCCUAUACGUGUAGUAAUAUGGGGCCAGCUGAUGUUUAGCUCGACUAUCUUAGAUCGGUACUGCUGAUGGUUCUGAAAUUCGGUUCUUCGUUCGCACAAUACACAAAAAAAGAAAACAAAAAAACAUGUAUAGAAAUAUCCCAGUCUAAUAUUUAAAUAUAAUAAAAUCAUUUUCACUGAAA